AUGAAAAACGCAUCACCACAAUCAGCAAAUCUGCCAGCUUUAGAUGCAUGGUAUGCGCACCGCCGUACUGUGCCUACUAUCUAUCUCUUCAAGAAACCGACGGAGCAACAAGAUCUUGUUGCGCGACUAACUGAGAGUCUUUCUCAAACACUCGAUGACUUCCCGCGCCUUGUUGGGUCUCUGGAGAGCGUCAAAACUUUAGAUCCCGAGAAGAGUGGGCAGGAGUUCCAGCGAACAAUUGUUAAUUGGGGCAGUUCUAGCGACAGAGCGGUAGAGUUCACUGAGGCACGUACCAGGUCGCGCAUCCGUGGACUCCUUCCACCUGCUACUCUCAACGAAUCGACAUUUCUAUGGGACUAUUCGCCUCUGUCUCUCCGCGGACUGUUUCCAACACCUUGUGCGGAGCCUCCAGGCAUUCGCAUUCAGUUUACGGAAUUCGCAUGUGGUGGAUUCAGUCUGGGUGUCGACUUUGAACAUGGCCUGGCGGAUGGUUAUACGGCGGGAAAAUUCUUAGAGCGCUGGUCGAUGAUUUAUGGCCAAAUGUUCCACAACGAAAGCGAUGCGCUCCCCAAUCCCCCGUCAUGGCAACCAGAAAUAUUCAGCGACCAACUGGUUGAUAUCGAUCUGGAAGCAGAGGGCUCUGCGCUGCUUGAAAAAGCGAAAACCCUUCCGACGCGAGGCCCAUAUCGCCGUACUCUCCAUUCAGACGGCUCCAACGCACAGAGGUCGGAAAUGAUGUUCAACUAUCUGUUACAUGUACCGGCCAUGGAGGUCACGCACAAGCUCGGAGAGCUACAGAAGAAAAGCCCAAUGCGCUUGACUGACCAAGCAGCGCUAAUUGGUUUCUUCUGGGCGUGUCUAAAUCGAGCUCGAGUCCACGCGCAACGUCCGCCCAUCGACCUACACUUAGCAAGCAGCUUCCGUUGGCUUCUGGGCGUACGCGACGGGCUGCUGGGCUCGCCGUUGUUCGUGGUCAUGGUCUCCCCCGAUUCUGAGAGCAACCCUACCAACGCCACCGAUCCAGUGAACCUGGCUGUCAACGUCACAAAGGCUCUCGGUGAAUACGAUGACAGUGCCAUGCACGCAAUCACGUAUGAUGCUAUGUUCACCGACAGUCCCUCACGUGGCUUCAUGCCAAAAGGAGGGGACGAACAUGUGGAACUCAGCUCCGUAGCUCACUUGGGAUACGACAAAUUCCAUAUUGGGCCUCUACGCCCAUCCUUUUAUAUCCCUUCGUCGUCUAUACCCAACCUUUUUGUCUUAACAGAGGCUGUGCCUACUGGCCCUCCUGUCGGUAAUACGUGGUACAAGAACGGGCUUAACUUGUUCUUCAAUGUGACUGAGGAUGUGUUCGAAGCGUUCUCGUCUGAUCCAGCAUUGGCAGAGUGCGAAGUAUACCAGGAUGUUUGA
Alternaria incomplexa is the source of this 1410-nucleotide messenger RNA. RefSeq lists its product as uncharacterized. The transcript has 2 exons. Lineage: Eukaryota; Fungi; Ascomycota; Dothideomycetes; Pleosporales; Pleosporaceae. Bases 1 to 1410 code for a protein of 469 amino acids. Gene Ontology annotation, biological process: secondary metabolite biosynthetic process. The record is from RefSeq and is a predicted model, not a curated record. Gene Ontology annotation, molecular function: acyltransferase activity, transferring groups other than amino-acyl groups.